Suillus bovinus is the source of this 4119-nucleotide messenger RNA. RefSeq lists its product as uncharacterized. Gene Ontology annotation, molecular function: nucleic acid binding; ubiquitin-protein transferase activity. The coding region runs from base 1 to 4119 and encodes 1372 amino acids. Gene Ontology annotation, cellular component: CCR4-NOT complex. The transcript has 10 exons. NCBI's taxonomy places the organism in Eukaryota, Fungi, Basidiomycota, Agaricomycetes, Boletales, Suillaceae. Gene Ontology annotation, biological process: protein ubiquitination. The record is from RefSeq and is a predicted model, not a curated record.
AUGUCUACUACUAGGUUGCACCAUCACCCAUCUCUUCCCGCCCCCGUCGUUCACGCUGGCUUCUCCGCCCACCAGUCCAAGUCUCAUGUCCUCGCUGGUGUGCAAGACGCGUAUUGGAGCGACGAUGACGCCGAUGAUGCAGAUUGUCCACUUUGUCUCGAAGAGAUGGAUAUUUCAGACCUUAAUUUUAAGCCGUGCGUCUGUGGGUACCAGAUUUGUAGAUUCUGUUGGCAUCAUAUUAAGCAGAACCUCAACGGCCGCUGUCCCGCUUGUCGCCGUGAGUACACCGACGAAACUGUUCAAUUCAAACCUAUUGCGAAAGAAGACCAUAAACGCCUGACCCAGCAGAAGAAGCAACGUGAACGCGAGCGCAAAGAACUAGACGCCCUCGGUAGGCGCCAUCUCGCCAAUGUCCGCGUCGUCCAGCGAAAUGUUGUAUAUGUCGUCGGUAUUGGUCCUCGAUUUGCAAAGGAGGAGCUCAUCCCCACCCUUCGCUCGAAUGACUACUUUGGGCAAUAUGGCAAAAUCUCCAAGAUUCUACUUGUCAAGCGUACAUCCUCAGGGGGUGGUGCACCUAUCGUAGGACUCUACAUUACGUAUCAUCGGCGCGAGGAUGCCGCACGCUGCAUCUCAACCGUUGACGGCGCCCCAAGCCCAGGAGGAGGCCGAGAAGUUAUGCGUGCCAGCUAUGGGACGACCAAAUAUUGCAUGGCAUUUCUCCGCGGCGUAUCAUGUACUGAUCAUACCUGUAUGAAUCUGCACGAAUGGGGAGAUGAGAAAGACUGCUUUACGAAGGAAGAUCUGACGACGUUGAAGCAUACCAUCAAGGAUACAGAAAGCAGGGGAACCAAGACUGGGGAUGGCCUCCCGCGUACUGCAGCGUGGGCUAAACCUGCCACACCUACGCCUAGCAGUAUAAUGUCCACUGCUACCAUCACUCAACGUCCCCGGCGUGGUGGUCAGCGGCAGGCGCGUACACCACGCCCACAGCAUGAUCGCAAGGUUGGCUCAGGCGGCGGAGGAAGUACGAAAACACCCUCCGUAGCGUCUUCGUCUCGGCCCCCGACGCCCGCUGUCUCUCCGCGUCCCCCGACGCCACCCGAGGUCAAGACUCUCCGGGUCAAGGAAUCUGCACCGCUUCCGCCCACGUCACCGUCACCGUCAAUGGCAGUCGAUUCAGAUGAUGUAGGCUCUGGCAGUCAGGAUAUGCCACCAAGUCCGGCACGCCCACGCUCCGCGGAGAGUGUGGACAGUACACCAGCUGUACCUGCAUCCCUGCCAUCAGCUUUACCAGAUGCCCCGCCUGGUCUCCCGCCUCCGACUCGUACACCCAAGACGGAGCCUGCUCCUGCGCCAGGUCUCCAAGCACUACAAAUGUCCGGGGGAAACUACCAAAUGUCCACCGCUGCACAGGCGUUACUUGAUGAUGUCAAAGCGCGUCGCGAGGCGGUGCUUUCGAGUACACAAGUGAGCGUCUUUCCCGAUUUUGAUCGUACGCUGCGUAUGCUCUCGGGGAGCGAGGGUGGGUUCAGCUUCAAUCUGGACCCAAAGCUUGCAGAUGUAGAUGUGGGUGCAGAAGGAGAGGCAGUAUUGAACGCGCUUGAAGCGGAGGCCCGUGUACCUUUCGCUGGCGGCUUUAUGGAUGCAUUCCCUGCGCUCAAGCCACAAGCACACCCUCACAAUCAAGUGCCAACUAUGUAUCCUCAUAAUCCUGCCCGCUCCAUUUAUGACCCCCUCGCAAUGCGUGAGAGCUAUCUUGGAUCGUUUAAUCCCUUCGGGGAAACUGAAGGAUCCUCAACUGGUGGUGGUGCCCGCAGCUCACCAUCGUAUCCCGAUGAAGAACGGAAAGUUUCAAGAUUUGGAUUCGCACGGGGGAGGCAAGGCUCAACAGCUGCGAGCUCGCCCGUUCACGUGGCAUCGCCGCUGAGUGCGAGCGAUAGUCAUCACUCAUUUUUCACGGCUUCGGAAACUCCUGCGAUGACAUCGUCGCAUUGGAACCAUGGAGGACAUGGAGAGUACGCAGGAUAUGCCACUAGUUCUCCACUUGUGCAGCAAGCGCAGACAGUGCAGUCGCCCCCGCAGCAGCACGCGCAGCCACAGACACAACCGACACGCUUUCAGCCAUUCGACACGAGUGUGAGCGUGAGUGAAGCUCAGCUCCGUGAGUUGAUCCAGUCGAGCAGGGAGCGUGCCGGCUCGAUGCAAAUGCAUAACGCCACAACUGAUCAACCUCAGUACCAGUUUGCGCCUUUCAGUGACCCCGCAAUCAUGUCAGCACGUUUCGCUUCGCCCGUAUUAUCCUCCGCAAGUCUGUCCUAUGCCGGUACACCACCAAUUACAACUGCGGCACCAGCUGCUACGGCCACGGGAGGGAGUCCCAGGUCAGAGUACCGAGAGCCGUGCUUGCAGUGCGCAAAUUCUACCACCGGCCAUGAGAGCCUCCGGGACCUUCGCAUCUGGCCAACAUUAUUUCGAUUUUACCCCUCUGUCCCCUACUUUUCUCCUCCCCCGAUGGUUUUAGCCUUGGUUAGACGCAUGCUGACUGACGUCACUCCUUCAGUUUCGUCCUCACCUUCGCCAGUACCGGUACUGUCGUCUGCUGAUUUUCCCGCUUUGAACGCCGAUGUGCUGCUUCCGCCUGAUGCACAGCCUGCAGAGGCGCCAUCCCCCGCCGAAGGCAGUAAGGAACAGGCCAAAGCAGAGCGCAAGGCGGCGAAAAAGGCGGCGGCGGCGGAACGUGCGCUCGAGCGCCAGAAGGCAGCUCAAGAGAAAGCAGCUGCAAAGGCCACUGAGAAGGCUCGAAUUGCUCAAGAGAAGGCUGUGGAGAAGGAGAAAUUGGCGAAGGAGAAAGAAGAGCGAGAAAAGUUAGUACGGGAGAAGGCGGAAGUAGAGAGGGUGGAGAAGGAGAGGCAGGCACGAGAGAAGGCGGCUGAGGAAGAGACGGAGAGAGCUGUCAUGAAGGAGAAAGAGAGGCAAGCCCUGGCUGAGAAGACUCAAGCCGACAAGGCGAGGGCAGCCCAGGCCAAGGCUCAAAAAGCUGCUAAGUCUGCAUUGGCAGUCAAAGCCACGAAGUCCGCAGGCUCCCCUAGCCAGGGGCCUGCUAUUCCCAUUGCCAAGCAGUCCCCCGCUCCAUCUAAGACAUCUGAACCUGCGGAACAAGCACCCAUACUGUCCAAGAUGCCGAAGAAGAACAAACCUGUCACUCGUCCAAUCAAGGUCCCAAAGGAGGAUGAGAUUGCUUUUGGAAAUGCUUCGGUUGUACCAUCGAUCUCGGUUUCAGAGUCUUCGAAUUUUCCACCUCCCAAGACCACGAAUACAGUCGUCUCCAGCUCGAACAACUCGAGGGCGCAGUCUGUGGACGCAUCCUCUCCUUUGGAACCUACCUCACUUGCUGAUCUGCUCGCAGACAUUGACGAUAGGAAUCCAAGCAUGGAUCUUCCAAACCACCCGUUCUUUGACAUAGCAAAGAUCAAUCCCGCUGCUAAGAUGCCUCUUGAGUAUGGUCCUUUGGUACACGCGUUGUCUGCCCUUUCUGUGGGCGGUGGGUCAUUCGCUACCAACAUGCCUUCAGGCUCCAUCGAUAAUGCCGUGUCUUCAUUCCAACAGCUGUUGGAGACACUGACACAAACCAUAUCCGACCUCCUGCGCCUGCUUCCUCGGACGACGUGGGACGACAGUUCUUCAUUCGAUGGCGUGCUUCGUGACAUGCUCAAGGGUGAUGAUUUCUUAGACGAUGGCGGUGAUGAUGCAACUGGCAAAGAAGACGAAGUUGCCGCAUUGACGCUCGCUCUUGAGCGUCGAGCCCGCUGGAUGGAAGUGCAGCUGUCCAAGCUCGAGGAACUUCACCGUGACAUCAACACGGCUGCGGUGCGCGCCGUCCUUGCAUUCAACGAUAGUGGCUGGGAUCGUCACAUCUUCAUGCCUCGGGUUGGCAAUACCCUCCGCCGCUUCGACAAUAUUGGCGUGAUAGAGCAAGGUGGCAAGAUGAGGUCGAUGACAGUGGACGAGUUGGAGAAGAAGUUGCAGGUAGCCAAAGAAGCUGCCAUAUUCGCGGAGGCCGAGUUCCGGGAGGCGAUGGAAAAAAUGCAAGCUGUGAAGCCCGUGGAGGUCGACUACUAA